Messenger RNA from Neocloeon triangulifer, 5912 nucleotides. RefSeq names its product probable serine/threonine-protein kinase DDB_G0267686. Gene Ontology annotation, biological process: positive regulation of transcription by RNA polymerase II; protein homotetramerization. Bases 78 to 1913 code for a protein of 611 amino acids. Gene Ontology annotation, cellular component: nucleus; cytoplasm. The transcript has 10 exons. Gene Ontology annotation, molecular function: cAMP response element binding protein binding. The record is from RefSeq and is a predicted model, not a curated record. NCBI's taxonomy places the organism in Eukaryota, Metazoa, Arthropoda, Insecta, Ephemeroptera, Baetidae.
GCUGUCUGCUCAGUCAGUCCGGAUCGACAAAUACAAAGUUAGUUUAGUCGGUGUAACGCAUACACAGAGCAGCCAUUAUGGCGAACCCGAGGAAGUUUAGUGAAAAAAUCGCGUUGAUGAAUCAAAGGGAAGCCGAGCAGAAUGCAGCGUACCAACAGGUCAUGGCAUCCGUGACGCCCAUCACCAGGGCGACCAAUGAAGAAACAGACGCGCAACAGCAGCCAGUGUAUCGGGAGCGGGGCCGGAGUCCCGGGGUGGGCCCGAUGCGGAGGGACCGCCGCAUCGACACCUCCCCGUACAACAGCGGCUCGUCCUACCUUACGCCUCCAGACUCAAGUUGGAAGCACCGCAGUGACUCGGCACUGCACACGAGCUCCCUCAGCGCACAGAACAAUCCUGGCUCGCCAAGACGAUAUUUUUACAAUUCUUUUGCAGCUCUUAGUCCAAUGGGUGUAGUAAUCAAUGACCGUAGUUCCUUGGCUGUGAAUAACGACAUCAGAAUAAAUAGAUCAUCAAGUGAUGUGAGCAGAGUAACGCCAAGGAUUAGUAUUGACCCGACGCAGACAGAUCCCAAUGCAGUCUCAAUACCAAUAGCAAACGCCACUGGCUCGCUACCAGACCUGCACAAUUUCCAAUACUACCAGCCCACUGGCAUGACACCAAUCGACCCUGAGGACCCCAUUAGUUCUCCGUGCAGCACAAGUCCACAAGGCGCAACAAGCCCUUCCACCCUGUCGCCAACAAGCAUGCCGACCCGACCUGCCGGCCGCUUUUCGUUUGGCUCGCAAGGCUCGGGCGGCUCUCCGCAGGCCACCAGCCCAGGCCACUCGCCUGUUGCGAGGCGCAAGGUGCACCAACAGCAGCAACCACAGCAGCAGCAGCAACUCAUUUUGGGCGCCGCUGUGUACACAACGGAGGUCAAUGGUUCAUCAAUGAUGGACCCAUCAUCAAUUCACCAGCAGCACCAACAACAGCAACAACAGUCCAUGCUCUACCAGCAGCAGCAGCAACAACAGCAGCAGCAGCAGCAGCAAACAUUACAAAGACAAAUGUCGCCUCAGCCACCUCAUUCCCCGCAACAAGCACAGCAACCAAAACAAGAACCAAGUUCGCCUCUAGUCAAUAGCAACCACAACAUGCCAUCACCACAGUCACUGAGUGUGUACAGAGACCCAUUAAGACCAAGUCCUCAGCCUUCGCCAGUGCCCAUGUCGGGAUCUUACCUGAUGCCCGGAAGUCCGGACUACCGAAGCGCCAGUCCGGCUGACACCGCCAGUCACAGUGCGCCACAAAGCCCCAUAUCCCAGAACUUAUCGCCGGUCAGUUCGCCAGGCAUUGGCGGCGUCAUGCCCGACCACAACAAUUUCAACUACUGCAACAAUCUGCAGCAGGAGUUUUCACAAAUCUCAAUGACCGACUUUGCCACAAGUCCUCCGAACCAGGCCUACGUCUCUACCCAGUUUCAGGUAGGCAGAGAUUUGUAUGGCAGGCACAGGAUGGAUGACUUCAAUUGUGGUUGGCCCCAACAGGCGCUAGUGCAAAGUUGCACGGACGACUGUCGGACGGGCAGUCAGGACAUAGGCAGCGGCGACAUGGGCUACUGCAGCCGGACGUCGCCUAACUACAGCAACAUGAACUCAAACAGCGGCGGCAGCACCCAGCAGACCACCCCACAAACACCAACGCCCAACAUCACCAUAUCUGACUUCUCAGACGAGGGAUCGGCGGAGCCCGAGCUUAGCAGGGAUCUGACCGCCGCCAUGAUCACAGCGUCCUUUGACACGGAGGCGUUGACCGACGAGAUUCUUAGCACGAUCGAACCGAUUCCCUUCGACGACAUCCCCUUGUUGAACAACAACAUAGCGAUCACAGACGCUCUGACCGAGGACUCUUUACGCUUCAACAAUAUUUAAAAUUCACACAAAAGUUUUAGCUUUUUGACUUUUUCUCUCUCUCUAACUCUCUUUUUUCGGUUCGUUGGAAAAAAGAAGAAGAAGAAGUGCGGCGAAAAAAAAGAGACAUCAAGCUAAGAAUUGGGGGAAAUGCCAAAUAUCAGUACCUUUGUCAACAAACUGUUAACAUAAAAACAAAAUCGAGAGUUGAUGAGUCAGUCUGAAUGAUUUGGGUGGAUCGUUGAUUGAACAACUUUAACGUACCUGUGGUGAUCAAGCUGGACUUUUUUUGAAGAAAAUAAAUUGAAAAUGCGCGCGAAUAAUUAUGGAAAAUUCUCUCCUAAUAACGUGUGAAAGUGUGUCUUAUUAAGUAUAAAAAACAAAACAGAAGAGGAAGACGCGUUGGCCGUUUAAAGACUUUGGAUUAUCAAUUAAAUUAACUUUAAAUUUAUAUGAUAUAAAAGAUGUUCACUGCUUGUAAAUAUUGAUUAAUACCACUGCUACUGUGCAAAAAUAAUGUUGUUCAUUUUGUUUGUGAUUUGCGAACUCGUCUUGGGCCAUCCCCAGUGAGCUUCGUCCUUUGUAAAAUAUUUUGCUCUCAUCACACACAUUACACAUUUAAACAAACACAUACACUUUUAUCCGCGCAUACAAUGUAGCAAAUAAUUUUUUUUAAACAAACUUUCUCCUUCCCUUAUGUUUCUUGAUUUGUGCUCAAAGUUUUUGUUUUUAAUUUGUAAUUAAACAUAGAGACGCAGUGUUCGCACGCGAGCAAUGAGAGUGGCGAGCGAAUGUGCUUCUGACGUAGGCGCGAUAAUGGAACGACGCCAGCUCGUUCGGGGGGCAAUCAUGAGGUCCAAACCUCUCCUGACACUGCAUUUAUUAAAACUUAAAUACUUCAAUUAUAACUCUCAGCAAGUAAAUGUUCCUUUCAUUCAGUAAUGGAUUUUUUGUAUAACAAUUUAAAAAGACCAAGAAAGAACCUGCAAAAAUUGUUUAAUUUAUUUAUAUAUCAGCAAAAAGAAGAUACAUAGUUUCUUUUUACAAUUUUUUUCCUGCAAUAGGACAAAUUCUGUAAUUCAGUCGCACUACUAUGAACUAUCUCUGUGGCAGUCAACUGAUUUUUAAAUAAAAUUUAACAAAUUUUCAAGGGUUAUAAUGGUCUCAAAACUCAACAACCCUGCCGUUGAUUGAUCCACAUAUUUAUAAAAAAAUUUUAUGAAUUGGUGCCAAAAAGAUUGACAUUUAAAAAAUUGCGUGUAAUUUUAAGAAAAUUUAAUAAUCUAGAACAAACAAAAAUUGAGUGGUUUUGGACAAUUGCGACCUUUUCGCCGCACUGCACACUUAGAAAUCGAUUUCCUUAAUCAAUUUAGUGCAUGAGACUGAAGCAAAAAAUAAGAUUUUCUUUGCCCUCCACUCGUGUCUGACAAAUGCUUAUGCCGCGGACGAAAGGAAAGCAAACAACAAUUUUUAAUGUACUUUUUGAUCUUCAAAUUGCAAUAUUUGACAAUUUAUCCAGACCACACACUUUAACAUGCAUUAUCUAAAACAUUAUUUCCGCGAAACAUCAAAUUUUGGGACGCAAAAUUCCAUACACAUACACUUAAUAUCAAUGAAUGUUUGCAUUACCAAAAAAUCAAGAAGCUUUCAAGCGUACCACACUAAAAAUAUGAAAAAAUCACAUUUACUACGAGUAAUUAAAAUAGACAAGAGCAAAAAUAUGAGAGGAAUAAAUUAUAUAUGCAGUGAGUGGUUUUUGAAAGAUACUACGCCGCAAUAGAACUGUAAGAUUUCUGAAAUGCUAACGCACAAAUCCAAAGAGAUCGUUUCUUAAGAAGAACGUAUAAAAAAUAUCGUGGAAAAUUAUAAGCAGAGAGAUAGUUUUAUUAUCGCAGAAAGAAUUUAUGAGAAAAUCAACACGGUUUGAUAGAAGAAAAAUAUGUAACAUUUAAGGAAGUAUGUAAAAAUUAUUAGAGCUUUCUUAGAGUCAUUUAUUAAUUCACCGAAGAAGGAAAAUAAAAUACCUAUCGCCAUUGUGAGCCACGAGAAAAAUAUUAUUACCAAGCUGUAAGAGAGCAAUUCCUAGUUGAAGUAAAAAGAUGAUUAUCAGAAAACCUUAUUAAACCAUAUUAGAGUCGAAUUUAUACAUGUUGUAAGAACAAUCCCAUAUUCUAUGAAAAAAAUACAAGAAACAAGUCCUAUACAAUUCCCACACGAUGAAUUAUUGACAAUGAGAGUCGGAUGGCCAAAAAUACACGCAUACUUCACAUGAACACACAAAGUCAGUCUUUGUAAAAGGCUUUUACUCGAGUACUUAUUAAUUAAUUAUGUAUAUCACCACAAAGAAUAGUGAGGUUGAAAGAAAGAACGAAAAUUUAAUUGCAUUGAGAUAAUAACUACCAUAUAUUGCAAACUACAGUACAUUAAAACAAGCCAGUUGUUUCUGUUUUCCAACUGAUUAAGUUAAGGGCCAAGUUUAUAUUCGAGUGCCUGUAGAUCAGGUAAAAAUUUUAGACGCCAAUUUCAAAUUAACAUGUAAUAAUAUCCAACCCAGUUUGUAUAUCUCAGUUAAAAUUCAAAGCGCUCAAAGAUAGACAAAGUGUCAAAAUUUGGGUUAAAUUUUUUGCUCAUUUAUUAGUCACUCUUUAUCACAUUUUGACUCUUGCCUUAAAACUUUUUUUUAACUAACAAAUUUCAAAUUUUGAAUUAUAUUGGCAUUCCGUAACCCCCGGAUGGUCAUUUUUUUUUCUUAUCAACGCAUUCAAAAUGUAUUGAAAAGGAUUAUUUUCUAACAACUUUUGAAGAUCUCAUGAGUGUCAAGUAAGGACGAGUUAAUUUUCUUCUUGUUUGAUGAGAAUGACGAUGAUUUGUACAAAGUAGGAAAAACAUAACGUGAGAAACCAAGCGUGUUUUUCUGCCGUGGAAGAAGCCGUUGAAAAUCAAACUGUUGUGAGUUAUUAUAUAUUAAAUAUUAUUGAAUAAUUAAAUAUCAUUGAGGAAAAAAGUAAGCAAAUUGUCAAUGGUUUAUUUAUGUAUUUCACUUUUACGUUUCUAUUUUUAAGCCUAUUUGUUGAUAAAAAAAAAUAAAACUCGGAAAAAUAUUAUAAGUGGAUUUUAUGUUUUAAAAAGAAAUGUGAAUUGCGCGUUCCGCAAAGGAGCGAAGUAAAAUAAUAAGUGCCCUCUGUACGUGUGACUUUUCUUGGUUGUAGUCUCUUGCCCAACACACUUGUUUCGAAAUGUGAUUUUUCGUCUCGAUGGAUGGCUAACCAAUCUUCAAACUCUUGUACGUUCGUUUCUUAUGGUCCGAACAUAAUUAUGCGUUUCUCGGUUGUAGUGCAAUUUGAAUGUGUAUUUUAUCAAUGGACAACAAGAACAACAACAAAAAUGUACAGAAUAAAAAAGGAAAUAUCUCUGCCUAUGUGAAACUCACAUGUAUUUAUCAAUUAUUAAAAAAACUUGCACAUAAACAAGCGAGAUUGAUGCUUGCAAAGCGACACACGAUUUUUUGAUACAACUGCUGGGAGUUGCUGACGAACUCUCAGAUCUUAGAAGCAAAACGGAAAAAAAAUACAAAAAGAGAGACGUGCACGCAACACUUGAUUUUAGUAUCUCUAUAGGUCAACGUGCAGGUUUAAAAAUGAAGCGCACGCAAACAUGAUUUUUUAAGACUAUAGUUCAGCAAAGAAAUGUUAUUUGAUAAAGAUGAAAAAGAACGCGUUUUUCUUAAUAGUUGGAUAAUAUCAAUAAGUAUAAAGAAAAGUUGAAAUACAUAAAUGUUCUUUAUUUGUAACUGUUGAUUGAUACGAGUCAGGGGAAAAUUGGAAUUUAAUACAGACGAUUUUAUUACACGUGGUUUGCAUGUACGUUCUUCUAUGAUUGAAUAAUUAUUAUUAAAAAAAGAAUAACAUUUGGAUAUUUUAAGAGCUGCUGAGAGACGAUUGUUAUGAUUGGUUGCUUCAGAUCGAGCAAAUGUUGAUUAAUGGGUGACGAGUUUCUGAGAAAUAAAAUGUGUACUCAUUA